Molecule: messenger RNA, 501 nt
Organism: Dermacentor albipictus
Lineage: Eukaryota; Metazoa; Arthropoda; Arachnida; Ixodida; Ixodidae
Source: RefSeq, a predicted model, not a curated record
AUGAGGGAAUGCAUCAGCCUCCACAUCGGCCAGGCGGGCGUGCAGAUCGGUAACGCCUUCUGGGAGCUCUACCGCCUCGACUACGGCAUCCAGCAGGGUGGCCAAAUGCCCAGCGACGGGCUGUCCGGCGGUAUCAACAAUUCCUUCGGCACUUUUUUUUCCUCCGAAACCGGCUCCGGUCGUUAUGUUCUGUGCGCGGUGUUCAUCGAUCUCGAGCCCACCGUUGUCGACGAGGUGCGCUCAGGCGCCUACCUCCAGCUCUUCCACUCGGAGCGGGUAAUUACUGGCAAGGAGGACGCUGCCAACAAUUACGCGCGUUGUCAUUGCACUAUCGGCAAGGAGAUCAUCGACGUAGUCCUUGACCGCAUCCGGAAGCUGGCGGACAUGUGCAUGGGUCUACAGGGCUUCCUCGUAUUCCACAGCUUAGGCGGUGGUACUGGCUCCGGAUUGAGCUCGCUUCUUAUGGGGCGCCUUUCGGUCGACUACAGGAAAAAGUGCUAG